AUGGCAACUACCACUACCACGAUCUAUGCUGGAUCGCACCUAGCGACUUUCGAGGUGGAUGACUCGCGCCAGGCUUCGUUGAUGCAUUCUUCUUCAAACACUUCUCGUGGAGGCUCGCGACUUGGAAGUCGACUCUCACAGCAUCAAUUCUCAUCUGAACUUGCUCAUGAUGGUCAAGAUGUAUUGUCGCAGACUCGGGCUGUCAUUCUCAUUACUGCCCUCACCGGAAUUACCUUUGUGGGUAGUAUGAGUGGUGGCUUGUUGACCAUUGGAUUACCGGAAAUUGCGGCAGAUCUGGAACUACCAGAGAACUUGCUCCUUUGGCCGGCUUCCGUGUACUCCCUUGCAAACGGGUGCUGUCUGCUUCUUGCUGGCUCUUUAGCCGAUUUCCUCGGUAAUAGACGCAUUAAUCUCAUCGGUUGCGUGGGACUGUGUGCAUUUAUCUUGGCCUGCAGUGUCGCCAAAAGUGGUAUCCAGAUGAUUUUAUUUCGCACUUUCCAAGGAAUAGCGACAUCAAUGUGCCUUCCAACAGCAUUCAGUAUCAUGACCAAUACCAUGCCCGUUGGAAAACGGAGAAACAUUAGUUUUGCUUGCCUGGGGCUUGGGCAGCCUCUUGGCUUUUCCAUAGGAUUAGUCUUUGGUGGCCUGUUUCAAGAUAGCAGCCUCGGUUGGCGGUUCGGUUAUUAUCUCUGUGCUGGUGUCACAGCCGUUCUCACGCUCAUACUCUAUUUCAAGCUGCCGAAUGACAAGCCGCGCGAUGCCUUCACGCUCCGCAGACUUCGAGAUGAGAUUGAUUGGGUUGGCAUUAUUCUCUCCAGUUCAUGUUUGGGCUUGAUAUCAUAUGUCUUUGCCAUCAUCACUGAUAAUCCUGGCAAUAUGCAUCGUGCCGAGAAUAUAGCCCUGUGUUGUAUCGCGGUAGCUUGUAUGCCUGCGUUCAUGUGGUGGAUGAGCUGGCGAGAGAAGAAUGACAAGUCCGCACUGAUUCCUAACUCCUUGUGGAAGAACACCGCGUUCGCUUCCAUUUGCUUGAUGGUCCUUCUCACCUGGGCGGUUUUGAAUGGUACAGAAACAAUUCUCAGUCUCUUCUUCCAAGAGGUUCAAGACCUUCCGCCUAUCCAGGCCGCCGUUCGCUUCUUGCCCAACGUGAUAAUUGGAAUAAUUCUCAACGUUGCAACUGGUCUUCUAGUGUACCGUCUUCACGCCAACCACCUCGUCCUUGUUACCACACUUCUCAGUGCUGGUUCGCCGCUGCUAUUAGCCGUAAUCGACCCGCAAUGGUCAUGGUGGUACUGCGCAUUCUGGGCCGUGCUACUAGGUCCUCUCUCGGCAGAUGUCAUCUUUACCGUCGCAAAUCUGAUUAUCGCCGAUUCAUUUACUCCGAAGACGCAAGGCCUUGCUGGGGCUGUGUUCAACACCAUCGCGCAAUUUGGUACCUCUAUCGGCCUGACUAUCUUUGCCAUCAUUUCAUCAAGCGUCACUCAAGAGUCAUCGUACAGUAACAAAGAAUCGCCCGACGCCCUGAUGGCAGGCUAUCGUGCUGUGUUUUGGACUUGUUUCGCAUUGAUGAUCGCUGCCUCUGGCAUCGGUGCAUAUGGCCUGCGCAAGGUUGGAAAGGUUGGACUGAAGACGGAGUAA
Messenger RNA from Penicillium maclennaniae, 1635 nucleotides. Its product is annotated as putative MFS transporter. The record is from RefSeq and is a predicted model, not a curated record. Lineage: Eukaryota; Fungi; Ascomycota; Eurotiomycetes; Eurotiales; Aspergillaceae. The transcript has 6 exons. Gene Ontology annotation, cellular component: membrane. Gene Ontology annotation, biological process: transmembrane transport. Bases 1 to 1635 code for a protein of 544 amino acids. Gene Ontology annotation, molecular function: transmembrane transporter activity.